This is a messenger RNA of Python bivittatus (Burmese python), 8539 nucleotides long. RefSeq names its product 2',3'-cyclic nucleotide 3' phosphodiesterase (gene CNP). Gene Ontology annotation, molecular function: 2',3'-cyclic-nucleotide 3'-phosphodiesterase activity. Gene Ontology annotation, cellular component: cytoplasm; membrane. The record is from RefSeq and is a predicted model, not a curated record. Lineage: Eukaryota; Metazoa; Chordata; Lepidosauria; Squamata; Pythonidae. Gene Ontology annotation, biological process: cyclic nucleotide catabolic process.
GCGGGUGCGGGCGCGCUCCCUCCGCCUGAACGCAAACGAGCCCGUCGGUGGUUUUGCAGCUGCGAAAGUCCCUGGUUCCAGUACCUCGCCCCGUCCGCUCGGUGGCGUUGCCAUGAACAAAGGCUUCGCCCGGAAGAGCCACGUGUUCCUGCCAAAGAUUUUUAGGAAAAUGUCUUCCCAGCCCAAAGAGCGUCCUGAGAGCUUGCAGUUCCCCUUUCUGGAUGAUGAUGAAACGAUUACCACAAUCCGGGAAUCAAAAACUUUUUUUGUCCUCCGGGGUCUACCAGGCAGUGGGAAAUCUACCUUGGCCCAGGCCAUCCAAGACAAGUAUAAGGAUGCUUGCAAAGUCAUUUCUGUUGACCACUACAAAAUCCAGCCUGCUGUCAGGAGUGCCAUUCCUGAUGAUUAUAGCAAGGUUGAUGAGGAUCUAGCUGACUAUUGCAAGCGUGACAUCAGUGUGGUAGUCGUAGAUGAUACCCACCACGAACGGGAGCGGCUGGAGCAGCUUUUUGACAUUGCAGACAAAUAUCGCUACAAAGUCAUCAUUGUGGAGCCCAAAACUUCAUGGAAAAUGGAUUGCUUGCAGCUCAAAGAUAAGAACCAGUGGAAACUUUCAGCUGAUGAGCUAAAGAAAUUGAAGCCCAGUUUAGAAAAGGACUUCCUUCCCUUGUAUUAUGGAUGGUUUUUAAGCAAAAGGAGCUCAGAGCACUUGCGGAAGACUGGGCAGGCAUUUUUGGAUGAGCUUGCUAGUAUUAAAGCCUUCAAAAAGGAGUCAAAUAAAUACUUUGGACAGCCCCCUGAAGAACCCAAAAUGAAAAUUGAUCUGACCGGCUACUUUGUGAAAAGGCCCCCAGGGGUCUUGCACUGCACCACUAAAUUCACUGACUUUGGGAAGGCUCCAGGAGCAGAUGAUUAUGCACAGCAAGAGAUUGUGAAGACCUCUUAUGGAAAAUCUUUCUUCCUGACCAUAUCUGCUCUCUUCAUCACCCCAAGAACUGCUGGUGCCCGCGUGGAAAUGAGCGAGCAGCAAAUGCUUCUGUGGCCUGGGGACGUGGAUGUGCUGCAGCCGGCGGUCAGCUUCCCAAAAGGCAGCCGAGCUCACAUCACUCUGGGCUGUGCCAGUGGGGUAGAAGCUGUCCAAACUGGCCUUGACCUCCUUGAAUUUGUGAAACUGGAAAAGGCAGGGAACAAAGGCGAGGAGGUUGGGGAGAUUGGCGGUGGGAAACUUGUGUCCUUCGGGAAUGGGAUGUGGAUGCUUUUGCUUUCAAAAAAGAUUGAGGUGAGGGCCGUCUUUGGUGGCUAUUAUGGAAAGGGAAAACUGGUGCCAACUCAAGGAGGUAGCAAACGGGGAUCACCCUUUAAUUCCUGUAUCAUCAUCUAAGGGCUCUAAUGGCCACUGCUGCCUUGUUUUCAUACGAUAUAAUGUGUAACCUUUUAUAAGACCUUCCCCAUCACAACACACGAUAGCACCCUACAACUAAAGCCACAUCUUAAUUCUAGUGACGUCCUUUUUUAGAGGAAUAUUUGUUGACCUUCAGAGGCCUGGAUUCCUCUAAUGGAAAACAUUAGCACUUUUUAUACCUUUAAAAUUAAUACAACUGAAUACUUGGAUAUUCCAUCCUUUUGAGGCUUCCUUUUUUUUUUUUAAUAUAGAAAAAUAGCCUUUCCAAGUUUGCCAGAACUGGGGCUGUUCCUGUGCUAUAAAUCUACUUGGUCCCUUACAGCAAUGUUAGUGUUAGAGCACGUGGGGGAAGCUGAUGGAUUGUACCACGGCAGAGCACAGGGAGAGCACAAGGGGUGAAUAGAGUGUUUUUCCAGUGAUCCGUCACAUAAAAACUCCCUGACAGUAGGAAACUAAUAUUGUAGGUAACCAUAAAGAUAGAAUUUUAUAGCUUUCUAUUUUCAGCAAAGGUAUGGGGGAGGGGAAGUAUUUAAAAGUUCAUGACCCAUCUUUUACAUCCUCACACAAUCCUAACCUUUCAUUUGAAUCCAAAUUCAGGAUAGACUUAGAAAGUUUGGAUCAGUCACCCCUCUGCCCAUAUUCUGAAAACACCUUAGCAAAGUUAAGUGAACAUUACACUUAAAAUGCCCAGAUUCACUUCCCAAGUUAUCCACAGAGUAACUGGGUGGCUUCAAGGAAUCUCUCCUUAGUUGAGAUUCAAAAUCAAGCAUUGCCAUCUCUGUUCAGCUAAACUUUUGAGCUUGAGGUAAAGAGGAAAGAGAUGUUACCUUUCUGGUCUGCAGUUGAAUCUUCAACAAGAUGAUGUACUUCUAAAAUAAAGUAUAAUGCCUCCCUGUUUGGGUUGGACAUAGCAAGGUCUUGCUAAUAUUUCUUCUGUCCAAGCAAGUAGCAGGUACCUUUUCCUAGAUUUUUUUUUUUAAUAGGAGGGAUAAAGCCUCCCCCAGCAAUUUUCUGAGCUUUUGAAACAGUUGCUAAGCAUCAGUAGAAGGCUUCAUUCCAAACCUUUAAUGAAAAGCAGAUCUUGUUAACAUGCAACUCAGACUCUUAGCUUUUCACAAUGUCUUAGUCUUGUGCCAGUCUGUGACAUUGUUAUUGUAUGGAUUAGAUGUCACUGAAAGCUGGCACAUCUGAUACUGUUGCCCGCAGCCCCUUCAACAUUACCUCUUGUACAAACUUGCAAGGGAUUUAUGAUCUUGCUUAUGUGUUAUCAUAGUUCCGAAGCAUGGGCUUCUACUAACAGGGAUUUAAAACUAGAGAGAAGGAAUCUGCCUUACAGUUCCUUGGUUUGUUGUCCAUCCUGUCCUGUAUUGUCUAAAAUGACAGGCAGUAAAUUUUUAGUAGAGAUCUUUUGUUUUCUGAUUGUUUAAGAUGCCAAGAAACUGAAUUUCAGCCAUUGUCCAUGAAACUCAUGUACUAAGACUGCUCUGUCCCUUCAGUACAAUUUUUUUUUCAACAAGGAUAUUUGAACUGGUGGAUAAUCCAACAGCAAAAUUAGUUGAAUUGACUGGAUCUUAAACUGCUGCAAUUGGUCUAAAUUAUGAGAGCUGCCUUAAGUACUGUAUCUGAGAAAAGUAUCUCACCAUCUGUGUAAAAAGGGAGGAUGUAUCUGUUUUUUAAUUGAUGGAUGCAGCCAGAUAGCCGAGCAUGGAUAGGAAAUCCAUCAGAGCUUCAAAUCUUAUGAAAAAAGGGACAAUGGACUAAAAUACGUAUCAGUGAGCAAGUAUUUCAGACAAUAAUGGUAUAUCUGAAGCUUUGAUAGUUUAGUUAUAGGGCUUUGUUUUCUGAAGAGUACAAUAAAUUCAUAGUGCAAUCCAAAUGCAUAUAAACUGAGAAGUAAAUCCUUCACAGUUCAAAGAGGUAUAUCCUAAGGUAAUAUACAACACCCCCAGCUUAAUGUUCUUUAGAUAUACUGACUCCAACUUUUCUCAACUUUAGCCAGCAUAGUCAUUGGACCUAGCACUUGAAACUACUCAACGUUUGGAAAUACACUUCAAGGAAGAAAUUAACAUUUUAAAACCUGUGUUCUUAAAUACACACCAAAAAAAACCCCUCAUGACUUCUUCAGUUAAACAAAGAAAAUGAAUUUAUAAGUGCUUUUUUGAUUUUAUAACAUACUUAUACAUAGAAUGGCAUGAGCUAAACAGCCUGUAAAAAUAAGGGGCAAGCCAAACUUGCUUUUAUCUCAACUGAACCAUAUCAUAUAUUGAAUGGUAUAUAUUUUGUGUACACAAUUAAGUUCCCUCAAGUAAUUUAGUGUAAGUCUAGUUGAAUACAUGGCCCGCUUGCUUUCUUCCACAGCAGCAUCUGUAUCAACAGUAUGUCAACAACCAAAAUGUUAUCUAGAUUAUAGCUGUCUUUCACACUACUUAUUGCAAGCUGGGCAAUACACACGUGAACCAACCCCCACUUUUGAGUUGGUUUAUUCAUAACAUGAAAAUUAGUCCUCCCUUCAGCUCUAAGUAAUACACAGGAUUACUUGAGGAUUAGCCUCAUUGAAUUGUGGGAAAAGAUCUCCAAGACCAGCCUUUGCAAAACGGAUGCCCUUCAAUUAGGUUGAGUAACAAUUUCCUCCAUUCAUUACGAGCAUUAUCUUUGCUGUGAACCUUAGGCCAUGCUAAUUGGGGACUAAAGGAAGUCAAAUCCCAAUACAUGACAAGAACAUUAGACUGGGGCAGAUUUUUUUUUACCAUCAAUGUGAAUACAGUGACAAUAAUAGUUGUCCUCCUAUGUAAUUCCUGGUUGUUUUAUGAGAAUAUGCUCUUGAUCAACAAGAUUAAAUGGGAGCUAGUUAAUCUGUUAGACAUACAAUAAAAUCUUUGAAAUAAGUUACAAAACAGAUGUCACUUGAAACUUAGAAUUGUAGUCAUCCAGUAUUUAAAGGAAGAUAGGUGGAUGUUUGGGUCAUUUACUUUUCUUGAACGCUUAGCUAUACAAGAAAAAGCUGGUUGUGCUAAAGAUGUUGCUCAGGAAACAUAUAAUGUAACUUGCAUGUGCAAAAUAUUUGUGUCAGUUCUUAAAUACUUGUCUAAAGUUCAAAUUUCUGUUAAUACAACUCAAAUAUGGUCAAAGCUUUUUUAAAACACAUAAAGAAGUAGCACAUAUCUAUGGUUUUGAUUGAUGUAACUUAAAACAAUUAACUCUCAUUCAGGUUUACAUAGCAGUUAGAUUCAUAGCAACUGUAAAGUACACUGAAAUAAAUGUAUUAACAUGCAGAAAAUGUUUGUGUUGAUACUUACAUUAGGCUGAUUGAUAUGGAACCCUUUACUCAAGCCAUUGCUAAACUGAAGUUUCAGAUUAUAUGCAGAGAAGAGAUUGAGCUUUGUUUGAUAGGUCUAUAGCUGAAGACUAAAAUUAGGCACAGAUGUUAACUGGUUUAUCACCAGUCAUUUCUUCUUGUGAAAGAUGUUCAUGUGUGCUGCUUUGGAGGCCUCCAAAAUAAAGCAGCCAUGCACGGGGAGAGAGCCAGGGCACUUCUAAAGCAGCUGUAUGAGCCUAGAAAAAGGCAUGGUUACUUUAAAGAUUCAAAGAGAGAUGAUUCAAAUGCAAACUUGGGUGUUGUGAAGCACCUCUUUAAAAGAAAUUGAACAGCCCUAGUACAUGCCUUCCCCAUAAUCAAAAACCCUGUCUAGGUCUCUUCUGAGUUUUAACAUUGGUGGUCUCCCUGUCUACCUCUUGCCAUCAAAAAAUAAAACUAGCUGCACAACUCAUACAAUUUUAACACUGACCACCACAGAUUUGAGAUUUCCCCCCAAAUUAUUCAGUCCAGCACCGUAUCACCACACUCACAGCCUCAGCAGUGUCUACUCAGUUUAAAGAGGCAUAAGUCACCAGCGAGAUCUGGAGUGUUUAUUUUUUUUUUUGUACAUCAUAUACAUUUUAUAAUAAAGUUAAUAUCAAUUGCAUAUGGUUUUUGCUUCAGUCUGGUUUGAAAUUCUGCAUAUAAACACAUUAUGAAUCCUGUUUAAUGAACAGUCACCACUUUUUCUUCUUUAAAUAAUCUUCAUCUCAGAUAAGUGAAAGGGUUCAAGUAGGGCAAUGUGGCUAUCCAUGUGUCUGAAGCUAUCCACGGGAGAGAAAGGGAUGGGAUGCUGUUUUAAAAACAGAUCAUGCAACAAAUGUAUUAUUAAUAGGAAGUCUAGGUCCUCACACGGAGGUCAGAAUGUAUAUUAACUAUUCUUAGCCAAACAGCCUUUCUCCAAAUGGCUUGAACAUUGAUCUACCUGUCCUCUGCUCAGGUAUUCCUUGUAAGUGUAUCUGUACAGCAAAGAGGGCACAAUGCAUGCAAAAACAGCUGAUCAAGAAGUGUACAGGGAAAGAAAAUAGGCAAAAAUGGCAGGUUUCCCUAAAAUAUGCUGCUGUUAGACCUCCCUCACCAAAGGAAUUGCCCCAUGCAUGACAUGAGAAAGUCUUGGUUCUUUGUCUACACGUAGUGGGAAAAAAUGGUACUCAGUGAUAUUACUUAAAAUUACCAGCACUGUAUGCCUCCCUAUAUAGAACCAUCACAAUCAUCCUGUAAGCUAACUAGCAGUGAAAAGAAUGUUCAAGCCCAUCUCUGUACCUGCUUUUUAUUCUCAGGGAGCUUCCAUAAGGGAGCACUGAAAGUUUCAUUUCACCUGUAAUAUGAUGAUCACUGCAAGAUUCCAACAAUGUAUUUCUCUAUAGGUAUACCCCAAGCCUCAGACAGAUAGAAAUGUAAUCCAUUGGAUAUCAGUAACAUUCUUUUUGGUACCCCUUAAAGAUAGCUUUGCUAAUUAAAAAAACAAAGUCCAAGUGCUAAGAACCGAAUUCAAGUUACAGAAUGGUUAUACCAGGGUGGAGAAUUUCUGAAGGAGAUUGUACAUGGCCUAAUGUAUAAUGCAAAAGUUGGUAUAUCUGAAGAUCCUUAAUGGCUGCAAUGAGAAGAAUUUCAGAUAAUCAAAAACAAAGUAGAAAAGCAAAGUAUUACAGCAUUCAUUACUUUUCAGGUUACAAUCAGUUUUAAGGUCUAGGAAUUUUGUAUCAUUGACUCUUGGAUCUGAAAAAAAAGUUUUUAAAUGCUUGUGAUACGGAGAAAGUAAUUUUCUAAGUUAUCUUUAAUACUACUCCCAGCUGUGUAGAGAUGAUCAGAAAACCAGGCAGCCAUCCACUGAAACUCUUAAUAUUCCUCUAAUCCUCUGUGGAGUUUUUAAAAGGAAAUUAUUGCAAUGAGCCAAAACAUCUUAAAGGGAAAAAUUCACAGGAUGCCAGUGUUGCUCCUUGACGCCUCAGUCUCUGAAGGUAACAUGCUGUUAACUUCUCUCAGCAUAAAGCAAUGAAGAGGGAGGUUGUUGAUUUCAUAGCCUUUUGUGCCAGUUUCUGAACUAUCCUAUUUGUCAUUACCCUUAAAGGAGAAUGGACACAACACAAUUCCACUAAUUAACUCCUCUAAAAUGUAUGCAUUCAACCAAAAAAAUAAAUUCCACCAGCAGAAUUUGACUGUACAAUGAAAUUCUCAAUUAGAGAUAUCUAACAUUUGCUAGGCCAGGAACCGGCAUGCAAUGCUGGCUGAGAUCAAGCUCCUGAAUUUAUUCUGUUCUUCCUUUAGUUUAGCAUUCAGUUCCUGGCCAUCUCCCAAUAGACUAUUUCUGCAUCCACUUUUUGAGUUCCUUAGUUUGAAGCUAUUAAAGGAAUGAAGCCUAAUUUAUGCUAUUCCUUAAGCUUGCUAGGACCCACCAACUGAAUGGCUUGAAAAAUAGAGGAUAAUUCCCAGGACACAAUCUGGGUACCUCUUAAAACAAUGUCUCAUAUUAGAUCAAUACCUGACAUUUCACUGAGCCGAAUUCCAGGCACUGCACAAGAACUGUUUAAAAAUCUUGCAAAUGAUUACAAUUUUUUUGAGGUUUUUUAUCAAUUUUUCCAUUGGUCUCAUGAAUAGAAAGCUGCCAAAACCUGUUCAGAUGUAACACAAACACCACUCUUCUGCUGAACAAUUUCAUUCAUCACAAUAUUGAUCUUCCAGGCUAAUCUUCCCCAAGCUGAUCUCCUCUAGAUGUAUUGAGAUUUCAGCUUCCCUAAUCUCCUAGCCAGUGUGGCCUGGAUUGAGGAAAAGUAAGAGAGACUAAGAGAGGAGGAGUUUGAAAUAACAUAAAAUGGUGAAAACUGCAUGUAAUAUAAAAAUGGUUCAGGGACUGGGAGAUUGUUAGAAGAGAUGACAGUCUACUUAUGAUUUUUACUAUUAUGGAAAAAGGAAUGAGCUAAUUGUCCAAAGCAGAAAUUAUAUUAUGGGUUAAGGGUAGUCAAUAUGGUACAAACAUUGGGCAAAACUUUAAAAAAUGCAUCAAGAACUUCAGCAUGGCUGGCUACCACUAUAGUACUCUUCCCUCAAAUAAUGCUGAAUUUCUUCUUUUAAACAUUCAACACAUUGUUGGUCAAUUCUGAAAAAUCUUCUCAACAUCAAAAAUGCAUUUUGAGAUUCCAAUUAGUUCAAGAGAUUCCAACACUUACAGUGGACUUGUGCAUGCAUGUAAGAACUGUGACAUCACAUGUUGAUGUGCAUGUGUGAAAUAUGCACUGCAGAUCUAACAAGACAUAUAUACACCUUUCAUAACACCUGACAAUCACCUCUGACUUCAUGCACUUUUCAAUGAAAUCAGGUUUACACGUUGAUCUGGAAGCCACCAUCAAAAAGAUAUGUCCAUAUGUCAAAUCAGCCCUUACCAUUUUCCUGAAGUACUCAAGCAACUGGAAACAGAAACUGUUCCUCAAAUGAAAGAGACUCUGGAAAUAUUAAGAGAAAGUGCUGAGAAGAGGCAACUCUUAUUCCAAAGAUGACUCUCUCAGAGAAUAAUGUGGCAAACUUCUUUGCAUUUCUCAAGUGUCUGAAAUGUUUCUGGGAAUAAGGUUCAAUAUGGCUACAGCCAGUACAAUAAAACUAAAGUGAAAAAAUUCAAUUCAGUUUCCCCAUAGUGUGAAACCCCAUAAAGGCAUGGCAUAUCCAGUUGCGCUUGAGAAAAGUCUCAAGGUUAUUUCAGAAGAUAAGGAUUCCCUGAAUGAAGUCCCAGUAGUUUGGGAAUCUUAAAUUAUUUAACGGAGGAAUCAAAAGAUUUCAUUUUUUCUCUC